AUGUGGUCUGAUUUUUGGGUGAUCCUGUCCUAUGUGGAGCCAGGAGUUGAACUCAGUGAUCCUUAUAUAACAACAAGAGAAGACAUCAAUUCAAAACAGGCAACAAACAUCAAAACAGACCUGGAGCCUGAGGCAUUCCGGCCAAAUCUUAGUGAUCCCAGUGAAUUACUUCAGCCAGAGCAAAUAGAAAAGCUCACAAAGUCUCUUCCACCGCGGACCAUUGGAUAUCCAUGGACUCUUGCCUACAGUACUGCAAAGCAUGGCAUGAGUUUGAAGACUCUGUAUCGAACUAUGCUGGGAUUAGAUACACCUGUGUUGUUGGUUAUCAAGGACAGUGAUGGACAGAUUUUUGGUGCACUAGCAUCUGAACCAUUUAAAGUGAGUGAUGGAUUUUAUGGCACUGGGGAGACCUUUCUGUUCACUUUUUCUCCAGAUUUUGAGGUUUUCAAAUGGACAGGAGACAACAUGUUCUUCAUUAAAGGCGACAUGGAUUCCCUUGCUUUUGGUGGAGGAGGUGGGGAAUUUGCUCUUUGGCUCGAUGGGGAUCUCUACCAUGGAAGAAGUCAUUCAUGCAAAACAUUUGGGAAUCAUACACUUUCUAAGAGAGAAGACUUCAUUAUUCAAGACAUAGAAAUUUGGGCUUUUGAAUGAGUUGUAAAUGAGAACUACUUCUACAGGGUAUUGUCCCAAACCUGAAAUUAAUCAAUGCAGCUUGAAAUCCCUAUGAGCAAUAUAAUGCACCUGUUUACCUUUUUUUUUUCUUUCUUGUAGUUUUCAGCAUGGCCAUUUAGUUAUUUUGCAAUAGUGGACUUUUUUCAUGCUUCUUUGUCUGUAAUACACUGUCUUACUUUCUCUAAGGUGUAGAAACUCAAA
Messenger RNA from Meleagris gallopavo (turkey), 873 nucleotides. The record is from RefSeq and is a predicted model, not a curated record. Lineage: Eukaryota; Metazoa; Chordata; Aves; Galliformes; Phasianidae.